AAUUUCCUAAACCCUCUCGUCAGGGAGUUUUAUCAUCGUCUUCCCUCUCAAGCUCUCACCCGAAGUACAGCUUUAUUUAUGCCCGAAACCCUCACAGCUUCACUCAACUUUGUGAACCCUGCUCUCAUAGCUUUCAUGCCUCGCCAAGUUCUGCUUUUAAAACCUGAAAUGAAGGGAAGCAAAAUUCAGAAGGACAAUAUCAACAAAGAUAAGAAAACCACAAAGGCUCUUCUUCUGGACUCAGUAGCUCAGUACCUUGAACGCAAUGGUUUUUCAAAGACGCUGAAGAAGUUCCGGUCUGAAGCGGGAAUCGAGAAGGAGGAUUUCAGAUCUUCUUUUGACCUGGAAGAAAUUUAUUGCAAGUCCUUGGAGACAAGGUAUGAGAAGACAUCUUUUGCUCUUUCAUAUUUCAUAAAGGCAUUUAAAUAGUUUAGGAAUGUGAUUAAGGGCAAUAUUGGUGCAUGAUCUACUCACACAUGUAGUUUUUUCUAUGCAGUUCUUACUGAAUUUGGUGUAAGGUUUUUACUUCCAGACCUACAGUUUUAUUGUCAUAGACAUGUAAUAGGUGUUGUGGGAAUCUAACCAAAUUGUGGACUGGACUAGGUCUAGCCAAUAAUGUCUUUUUGUUUGGCGCAACAUAGUGGGUUUAAUGUUUGGAUUCUAGUCAUCUAGGUAGAUGUGUUGAAACAUUUCUUUUGUUAUAUUAAGCAUUUAAGGUUGAUACAGUUUUUUUACGUGUUCACACUUGUAAAGGACUUUUGGUAUGGUCAAAUGUUUCUACUUUCAUUUUUAGCAUCAUUGAGAAACAUCACUUGCUUGACUCCAUCGCUUGGAUACUCGUUAGCACCUAAAAUUACAUGGGAAUAAUUUUAAAGAAGAGGGGCAAUAUGGAAAUAAAGUAGGGUUUGGGUUGUAAAGAUUUUAAAAAGAGAAGAAAAAAUUGGGAAUUUAAUAACAAAAAAGAAAAAAAAAAAGAGGAAAUUGAUGGCUCAGAUUCGUCCUGGAGAUUGGACGGUUCUGGGACACCAUAUUUAAGCUUUCUUUCCCCUACUUGUUCUGGUAGAAGAAACCCUAGAGGGAAAGAGGGGUGAGGGAGGUGAAACAGAGGCUGGGAGAGAGGGAAAGAGGAGAGACGGCAGUGAAGGAAGAAGAAGAAGAAGAAGAUCAGCGCGCAUGCAAAACGGAGGCCAGUCGACAGGGAAGGAGGUGGAGUGAAGAAAUUUAAGGAGAGAUCGAGAGCAGAGGUUGAAGAAACGUACAAGCGAAAAAGAUCUUACCUAGUUAGGAGGAGAUUGAGGUUAGAGGUAAAUAAAUUCUGAUACUUAGAUGUUGCUAUGGUGAUGUAAAUGGGAUUUCUGUUUAGGUCAUCAAUGUGGAGGAGUUCGAAUCGGAAGGAGGUAGGGAGGGCAAGAAUGGUGAGUGAGCUGAGUGUAAGUGAGGGAGAAGGAAGGGAGUCGGCUGAGAUGAAAUUAGGCCGAGGUGUAGCGAGAUUUGGAGGCAAUUUUGCUGGUGAUGUGCUGAUAUCAGUACCGGAAAAGAUGAAUAUUGGGGCGCCGAUAUUGGCGAUGGUAAAGUGGGAGGUUGUGGCACCGAUUUUGGUA
Messenger RNA from Carica papaya (papaya), 1601 nucleotides. NCBI's taxonomy places the organism in Eukaryota, Viridiplantae, Streptophyta, Magnoliopsida, Brassicales, Caricaceae. The record is from RefSeq and is a predicted model, not a curated record.